Messenger RNA from Exophiala viscosa, 1963 nucleotides. RefSeq names its product RIO kinase 1. The record is from RefSeq and is a predicted model, not a curated record. The transcript has 2 exons. Bases 37 to 1803 code for a protein of 588 amino acids. Gene Ontology annotation, cellular component: preribosome, small subunit precursor; cytosol. Lineage: Eukaryota; Fungi; Ascomycota; Eurotiomycetes; Chaetothyriales; Herpotrichiellaceae. Gene Ontology annotation, biological process: maturation of SSU-rRNA. Gene Ontology annotation, molecular function: ATP binding; protein serine/threonine kinase activity.
AAUUCAUUUCCUGUAGAUCUUUGUAAACAGAACAAUAUGGCAUCAGAGGACUCGAAUAAUCAAGGUAGCGGCGCCUCGACAAGCGAGUCGAAAGCCGGGCUAGCUGACGGGCUGGCUCCAUCUCAUAAAUACGUGCCAAACCAAGGAUAUAUGGAGAAUGAUGCGACCAAAGCUGGGAGACGAUUAGCCUCGGGCAAGCUGAUUCAAGAGGAUGACGAUGACGAGGAAGACGAGGAAGACUACGAGGAAGAUGAUUUCGAAGACGACAUGGAUGAUGCUCAAUUGGUCGACCCUGAAUUCCUGGCUUCUUCGAACCCGGCAGAUCUGACCAAGUCGUACAACCGGCAGAGACGAUUGGACCAAGUAGCGGCAGAUCCUGGUGUACCAUCCUGGCAGUAUCCCAAAGGCAAUCCUCAGAAAGUGUCAAAUGCCGACGUGGAUUUGGGAAAUUCCAUGAAGAAGCUCAAAAUCGAGGGCCUUGAAUCUUUGCCGGCCGGCCACCACAAAGGAAAAGACAAAAGCGACCGGGCCACCUCCGAGCAGGUCCUUGACCCGAAGACGCGAAGGAUAUUGUUUCAGAUGAUCAAUUCCGGUAUCGUUUCCGAAAUCAACGGCACCAUUUCGACGGGCAAGGAAGCAAAUGUCUACCAUGCCGUGUCAGCAUCUGAAGAACCUGACACGCCGGACACUCAGAUUGCCAUCAAAGUUUACAAGACCAGCAUUCUCGUCUUCAAGGACCGGGAGAAGUACGUUACGGGAGAAUUCAGAUUCCGGAAAGGCUUCAACAAGGGCGACAAUCGAGCCAUGGUGAAGUUAUGGGCAGAAAAGGAGAUGAGAAACCUCAAACGAAUCCACGCUGCCGGAAUUCCUUGUCCAGAACCCCUAUACCUCCGACGCCAUGUACUGGGAAUGAAUUUUAUUGGUGACUCGAAAGGCAAAGCCGCCCCGCGACUGAAAGACGUUGCAUUCGAAGACGAAAAUCCGACUGCAAGGUGGCGAUCCGUGUAUAUCGACAUCCUCGCAUAUAUGCGUAUCAUGCUACAACAAUGCAAGCUCGUCCACGCAGACUUGAGCGAGUACAACAUGCUCUACCAUAGCAACAAGCCAUACAUCAUUGAUGUUAGUCAAAGUGUCGAAGGUGACCAUCCUCGGAGUCUGGAUUUUCUCCGCAUGGACAUCAAAAAUGUCAGCGACUUCUUCAGACGUCAAGGCGUUGCGGUUCUCUCUGAUAAGAAGGCUUUCAUGUUGAUCACGCGACAGACCAAAGGCGACGGGUCUGACCUUGAGAUGGACGUUCUGCGCCAGGAAAUCGAUAAAGUUAUGGCCGAGCGGACAGACGAUGAACAGGACGAUGAGGUCGACAACGAAGUCUUCCGCAAACAGUAUAUCCCACAGACUCUUGAUGAUGUUUACGACGCAGAGAAAGAUGCAGAGCAAAUGAAGACAGCCGGUCGCGAUACCCUUGUUUAUAAAGACCUGCUUGCACCAUCGAGAGACGAGAAGCGGCAGGCACUGUCACUUGAGGAAGACGACGCUCCAACAGAAUUGGACCAGGAUGUAAAUCGUGGAGCUCCCCUCGAGCGAGGCGGAACACAUUCUUCCUCGGAGUCUGGUGACGAUGGCUCGGAUGCGGGAUCAGACAGCGAGUCAGACGGACCGCCCCGAGGAAAGAGGUUUCAGGAUAAAGAUGAGAAGCGCGAGCAUAAGCGCAAGGUGAAAGAAGAGAAGCGUGAAAAGCGUGCGACGAAGAUGCCGAAGAAUGUGAAGAAGAAGUUGGUCAAGGACUCGGCCAAGCGGAGGUAGAGUUGCAGCUGUUGUUCUGUAUUGGUAUCAGGUCAUGCAUGGUCAGCGGCAUUGCAGGCAGUAUUCGACAUGAUUUACAUGUGCAUCGUGCGGCACAUGCAGAGUAGGACCGAUCCUGCAGUGGGCUAGUACAGGUCACUUAGUUUCAUGAUGCUUGAUA